Neltuma alba is the source of this 2481-nucleotide messenger RNA. Its product is annotated as protein ESMERALDA 1. The transcript is spliced from 10 exons. Bases 97 to 1788 code for a protein of 563 amino acids. The record is from RefSeq and is a predicted model, not a curated record. Lineage: Eukaryota; Viridiplantae; Streptophyta; Magnoliopsida; Fabales; Fabaceae.
UUUCUUAAAUCUUCAGAGAGGUUCUGGGCGAUGAUGGAUGCGUCUUCGUACAUGCACUGGUUGUGAGUUCCUGUGAUGUAGAUAGUUUGAUCCCAAAUGCACCCCCUCAAUCGGCUACCCAGCAGUGGCCACUCCACUCCGUCGUCGCCUCAGUCGCCGCUCCGGUCUCCCAGGCUACGUCGCGGUCAGUCCAAGACCCGACGGUUCUCUCCCGUUCAGCCGGCUGGUAGGACUGCUGCCCAGCGACUCUCUUGGCUCUUUCUUUCCUUCCUACUUCGGCGCCAGGGCCUCUUCCUUUUUGCUCCUCUUAUUUACAUCUCCGGCAUGCUCCUCUACAUGGGCACAGCCUCGUUCGACGUCGUUCCGGUCAUCAAGCACCGCCCUGCUCCUGGGUCUGUGUACCGGAGCCCACAGCUGUAUGCGAAGCUGCGCCUUGAGAUGGAUGCUGAUAAUUCCUCUGUUGAUGCGAUAUCAACAAUAUGGAAGAAUUCCUACAAAGGUGGUUUGUGGAAGCCAUGUGUCAACAAAUCUUCAGAAGGCCUCCCAGAAUCAAAUGGUAUCAUAUAUAUAGAGGCCAAUGGUGGCUUGAAUCAACAAAGGACAUCGAUAUGCAAUGCUGUUGCAGUGGCUGGCUAUCUGAAUGCUACACUUCUGAUCCCAAACUUCCACUAUCACAGCAUAUGGAAAGAUCCUAGCAAAUUUAGGGACAUUUAUGAUGAAGAAUACUUUGUCAAUACCUUGAAAAAUGAUGUUCGGGUGGUCAAUAAGAUUCCUGAGUACCUGAUGGAAAGAUUUGGCAGCAACCUCUCAAACAUUUACAAUUUCAGGAUAAAGGCGUGGUCUUCUAUCGGGUACUACAGAGACACAGUACUCCCAAAGUUACUUGAAGAAAAGGUCAUAAGGAUUUCUCCUUUUGCAAAUAGAUUGUCAUUUGAUGCUCCUCCAGCUGUCCAGCGACUUAGAUGCUUAGCAAAUUAUGCGGCUUUACGGUUUUCUAGUCCUAUAUUAACUCUAGGUGAAUCUUUGGUCACAAGGAUGAGAGAACGCAGUGGAGCAAAUGGUGGCAAAUAUGUCUCCAUACAUCUUCGUUUUGAAGAGGAUAUGGUUGCUUUCUCAUGUUGUGUUUUUGAUGGGGGGAAGCAAGAAAAAAAUGACAUGGAUGCAGCAAGAGAAAGAGGUUGGAAAGGGAAAUUUACAAAACCUGGACGAGUUAUACGUCCCGGAGUUAACAGGAUUAAUGGGAAGUGUCCCCUCACUCCUUUAGAGGUGGGAUUGAUGCUUAGGGGCAUGGGUUUCUCUAAGAACACAUCUAUCUUUUUGGCAUCUGGAAAGAUAUAUAAUGCUGAGAAAAAUAUGGCUCCGCUACUGGAAAUGUUUCCCAAUUUGCAGACAAAGGAAUCCUUGGCAUCUGAAGAGGAGCUUGCUCCAUUUGAGAACUAUUCUUCCAGGAUGGCUGCUAUAGACUACACUGUUUGUCUUCAUAGUGAGGUGUUUGUCACCACUCAAGGUGGCAACUUUCCUCAUUUUCUAGUGGGCCACCGAAGAUACUUAUAUGGUGGACAUGCUAAGACAAUUAAGCCUGAUAAGCGCAAGUUAGCAUUAUUUUUUGAUAAUCCCAAUAUUGGAUGGAAGACUCUCAAACGUCAACUGCUGAGCAUGAGGUCGCAUAGUGAUUCCAAGGGGUUUGAGCUAAAAAGACCUAAUGAUUCAAUAUAUAGCUUUCCAUGCCCACACUGCAUGUGCCGUGCAAAUAGAACUGAUCAGUCUAGAUCUUCAAGAGCAAAUUGAAUUAGAAACUUGAUGGCUACCUCUUCGCCAUAACCUUGUCAGAAUGCGUUGUUGACGAGCAUCUUUUUCUGGUGCUAUGGUUAUUUCAAUUUUUAUAUCUUCCCUUCCCCUCUGGUGAGAGGGUAAACAGAAUUUUCAGGUGACCAGAGGAUUUUGUUGACGGUCGCAUGGGUCUAAUUAUUGCUUGGGAUUGGAUUUGAAGGGAGUGGCAUCAUUUUUUUUAUGUGAUGCCGACUAUCAACAGAUUGGAACUUGUUCCUUCGCAGGAAGCACUCCCACAACAUUUGAUUGAAGAUUGUUUCAUGUUUGAAUGAAUCAGCAGCUACUGUAUCUAACAAGCUGUGAAAUGACAAACGUACUUCACACCCUGACUGUACAUUAGUUGGAGUUAGCCCCGGAUAGUUUCGUUUACAUUGCUUUUAUUUUCAAAUUGAUUUUUAGUUUUUUUUUCAAUUGAUUUCAAAAUUAGGGUUUCAUUGUCAGAUGUAUAAACUUUGUAUCUCAGCUCCAUUUGUUAUUCUUUUACAUUGUUUCCCCAUUAUUUUAGUGAAGAAAUAGUUAAAUGUAAUUAAUUCAUUUGUCUUGCGUUACAGGCAAAUGCAUAAGCUCUAUAGAUUUCUAGAUUUAUGGUUGGACGUGACACCUGAGGGUUCUUAUCUUGAGUUCAGAAUCUGGAAAUACAUCUUAUUUCUC